AUGGGAAACCGUCGGUCGGCAUGCGACCGGUGCAGGCGACACAAGCUCCGCUGCGAGCGUGGCCAUGCAGUGCAGUGCCGCCGGUGCGAAAAGAUCAACGCCGAAUGCCUCACAAGCCCUGCUCUCAGAUCCGGUCGCCCUCAACAGUUGAGUGGUGCGGAUGACCCCGAUAUUCAAUCCUUCAAUGGACCCUUCAAUGGGUAUGAAGAGCUCCCUUCCGUGAUUUCUACGCUAGAUGUAAGCCUGCUUCCGUUGGCCUCUCCCCCUGAAAUCAAUAUCUCCGAGUCGGACUCGGCCUUGCCGCAACUCAUUUCUCCCACCAAUUUGGACGAUUUCAGCCACUUCUGGCCCCAAAACUUUGGCCAAAACCUUGCUUUAGCCGCGGUGCCUGGUACUGUGCCUGUAACUCCACCUUCCGAGACGCAGGGCGAUUGCCUGAGAAAACUAGGUGAUCUUCAAGCCGCUGUUAUUGGCGACCUCGAGAAUGUCAAGUCUUGCAUUACUGCCGAUAAAUGCCCCGAGGCACUUGAUUCAUCGGACUUGAACCCUGUGACUAGUCAAAAUAUCAUGAUCGGGCGCAUGCUAGACCAUUCCACGUCUUUGAUUGACAUAUUGAAUCAUUUUCAGCCACACGCCAACUCUGCGCCGUUUGAAUUGACGUGUGAUACACCGACCAUGUUUGUGCUGCUUUCAUGUUACAUUGGCUUGGUACGAAUCUAUCGAACGAUUUUAUCUUGCGUACUGGAUUGUCUCCCAAUUCUUCUGGGAAUACAACAUCCGAUACCCCAAUUGUUCCCCGGUAUGAACCUCGGAGGCUUCAAAUUGGAGGCUCGACUUGAUAUCCAAGUAAAGAUUCUCGUACAAAUAAGCGAAGACAUGCUAGGAAAGAUUGAAUCAAGAUUUGGCCUUGUUGAUAAUAUCUUUCAGCCUACGGGAGUGGUGCUGACCCAGGGCAAAGCAGCUCGAAUGUUAUCCACCAUGUUGGAAGAAGAGGCCAAUGAGCAACCUCCACUAUACCAGCCCAGGGGACACUGCGAUUCUCUAAGAUCUAUUCUCGAUAGGCUAAAGAACUCUGUCUAA
This is a messenger RNA of Penicillium manginii, 1080 nucleotides long. RefSeq names its product Zn(II)2Cys6 transcription factor domain-containing protein. NCBI's taxonomy places the organism in Eukaryota, Fungi, Ascomycota, Eurotiomycetes, Eurotiales, Aspergillaceae. The transcript has a single exon. The coding region runs from base 1 to 1080 and encodes 359 amino acids. The record is from RefSeq and is a predicted model, not a curated record. Gene Ontology annotation, molecular function: DNA-binding transcription factor activity, RNA polymerase II-specific; zinc ion binding. Gene Ontology annotation, biological process: regulation of DNA-templated transcription.